CCUCAUUCUACAUAGAGAAAUCUCCAAAACGUUUUCUCUAAUACUCCAUCAUUUCUUAGUAAUAUUUUUCAAAAAUAGAAGUUUAGUGUUUUUGCCACUACAGAGUUUUCCUUGAAAAUCUGCAGAGAAAAUUUCUUCUAAUGUCAAGUCAUUAACGUACACAGGCUGGUUUUUAAGUUUAGGAUCUCGUUCUUUCAUUCUCCUGCCAUCCUCACCGGAGCCAACGUCAGAUUCCGAUAACUUUUUGUGGAAGAAGAUAGAAAAAUGGUAAAGUCUCUCGAAGUCGUAGGGACUGAAUCCAAGCCCCCGGAGCAGAAAUUUGAAUCCAACAUCGUCAUAGCCGAAGAUGAAGAAGACGAGGAGGAAAACGACAAUCCAAUAGAAGAAGUUCGGUUAACCGUACCGAUAACCGACGAUCCGUCUCAACCGGUCUUAACAUUCCGUACAUGGUUCUUAGGAAUGAUAUCGUGCGUGGUACUCGCGUUCGUGAACAAUUUCUUCGGUUACCGAUCGAACCCGCUCAUCGUAUCUGGAGUCGUGGCUCAGAUCGUAACUCUCCCAAUAGGAAAGCUCAUGGUCACGACUAUACCGACGAGAAAAUUCCGGUUACCCGGUACUAAUUGGUCCGGUUCGUUGAAUCCCGGACCAUUCAACAUAAAGGAACAUGUGUUGAUCACUAUAUUCGCUAGUACCGGUGCCGGAGGAGUUUAUGCGACCAGCAUUGUUACCAUCGUUAAAGCAUUUUACCACCGGGAUCUCAAUCCCGCCGCCGCCAUGUUGCUUAUGCAAACCACUCAGUUGUUAGGGUACGGAUGGGCCGGUAUGUUCAGGAAAUUCUUGGUGGACUCACCGUACAUGUGGUGGCCGUCAAAUCUUGUUCAAGUCUCUCUCUUUAGAGCCUUACAUGAGAAGGAGGACAAAUGUGAAUGGAAACAAACGAGGCUUAGAUUCUUCCUAAUAGUCUUCUUCACGAGCUUUGCGUACUACAUAAUACCUGGCUACAUUUUCCCUUCCAUUUCAUCCCUCUCCUUCGUCUGCUGGAUAUGGAAACGCUCCGUGACGGUUCAACAGAUCGGUUCAGGUACGAAGGGUCUCGGCAUUGGCUCGUUUGGUCUCGACUGGUCCACAGUUGCAGCUUUCUUAGGCAGUCCUUUAGCCGUACCCUUCUUCGCUAUAGCCAAUUGCUUUGCCGGAUUCGUCAUCUUCUUCUAUAUAAUCCUUCCUAUUUUCUACUGGACCAACGCUUACAAGGCAAAGAAGUUUCCUCUCUAUACCUCUAGUCCAUUUGAUUACACCGGUCAGCGUUUCAACACCACCCGUAUCAUCAACCAGAAAACAUUCGACGUCAAUCUUGCCGCCUACGAAAGCUAUAGCAAGCUUUACCUUAGCGUUCUGUUUGCUCUCAUCUAUGGACUCAGCUUCGGUACUCUUACCGCAACCAUUUCUCACGUCGCCCUCUUUGACGGAAAGUCUAUAUGGAGGAUGUGGAAGAAGGCGACUUCGGCAACAAAGGACAAAUUUGGAGAUGUGCAUACAAGACUGAUGAAGAAGAACUACAAGGAAGUACCUCAAUGGUGGUUCCUGUCGGUUCUCAUUGUUUCCUUUGUGCUAGCUCUUUACGCAUGUGAAGGAUUUGGCAAACAGCUUCAGCUUCCAUGGUGGGCACUUCUACUUGCUUGUGCCAUUGCCUUUACCUUCACUUUGCCUAUCGGAGUCAUCCAAGCGACUACAAACCAGCAAAUGGGUCUUAACGUUAUAACUGAACUGAUCAUCGGGUACUUGUACCCGGGAAAGCCACUUGCCAAUGUGACUUUCAAGACUUACGGGUACAUAAGUAUGUCCCAAGCCUUGUCUUUUGUUGGAGACUUCAAACUUGGUCACUACAUGAAGAUUCCUCCGAGAUCUAUGUUCCUUGUUCAGCUUGUUGCUACUAUUGUUGCUUCCGCUGUCAACUUUGGGACCACAUGGUGGCUGCUUUCUACAGUCGAGAACAUCUGUAACGCAGAUAAGCUCCCAAAGAGUAGUCCAUGGACUUGCCCUGGGGACGAACUGUUCUACCAUGCGUCGAUCAUUUGGGGAGUCAUCGGUCCUGCAAGGAUGUUCACAAGCAAAGGCGUUUACCCCGGGAUGAACUGGUUCUUCCUCAUCGGCUUACUCGCUCCUGUCCCGGUCUGGUUCUUUGCAAGGAAGUUCCCGGAGAAGAAGUGGAUAAAGCAGGUUCAUGUUCCCUUGAUCUUCUCAGCGGCUAGCGCCAUGCCAAUGGCCAAGGCUGUGCAUUACUGGUCGUGGGUCACUGUUGGGGUCAUCUUCAACUACUAUAUCUUCAAGAGGUACAAGGGAUGGUGGGCAAGGCACAACUACAUACUCUCUGCAGGUCUUGAUGCAGGCACUGCGAUCAUGGGAGUGUUGAUCUACUUUGCGUUACAGAACAACAACAUAAGUUUUCCCAAUUGGUGGGGGAGUGAGAACUCAGACCAUUGCCCUUUGGCGAAUUGCCCGACAGAGAAAGGGAUUGUCGUCAUGGGCUGCCCUGUGUUCUAAAGAGCUUUGCUCUGUAGAGACCUGCAGAUGAGUGACUGCUUCUGCCAAAUGGUUUGGUGAUCAUAAUAAUAUUGUGUAGAGACUUCUGUGUGAGCUUAAGAAGAAAGGAACUCAAACAAUGUAGAAAAUAAUUUAGAAUAUUUUAAAGAUUUUUAACUAUGCAUCUUGCAAGUUAAGAACAGCAAAAGAUCAUAGCUUUUAACAUAAACUCAAUCAACUGAAGUAGGACUUGAUAUGAGAGAGAGAUUCUUGCAUUAAGCAUUUAAAAAAAUUCAACAAAUAAUAAUUA
Molecule: messenger RNA, 2830 nt
Organism: Thlaspi arvense
Lineage: Eukaryota; Viridiplantae; Streptophyta; Magnoliopsida; Brassicales; Brassicaceae
Source: the annotation of a GenBank genome assembly